AUGCGAGUCCCAUCCGUGCUUGUCGCUGCAUCCAGCUUGCUCUUGCCAUCAUGUCACGCCGUCUUUCUUGACGAUGCGUGGAAGGUAGAUUGGCACCUCGCCCUCGUCGGCGCACCUCAGGACCACACGACCUUCUUCCACCAACCCGUCGCUGCUUCUAAAGCAUCCCUAUUGUACACCCUGUCGGACAAGGCAAUCCUUGGUGCCGUAAAUCCCAAGGACGGGUCCCUAAGAUGGCGCCAGCAACUGUCUCCCUUGAGCAAUUCCACGUCAACUUUCCUCCGCGCCGCUCAGGACCACCACCUCGUCAUCAGCGCCAUUGACGGCCAAGUCGCUGCGUGGAGCGCUGCCGACGGACGUCAAGCAUGGUCUGUUGACCUACAAGAUGCUACUGUAAAAGACCUGGAGAUUGUCGAGAUUCCUGAGCCCAAUGAGCAGGGAGGCUCCAAGGAUGCCAUUGUCUUGACCGGCGGUCCUCUGCCCACCGUACAGAGGCUCGCUCGUCAGGACGGUGCUCAAAAGUGGCUCUUUAGAGACGAGACGGGCGAUGUACCUUUCCAGCUCUCCGUCUCGUCUACACACAUCUUCUACAUUUCCCUGCACACUUCGAUGCUGGGAGGCCUCAAGAUCAAGGUCGUUACCCUGGAUCCCCUGACUGGACACAAGGUCGAACAAUACACUCUGGCUACCGAAAGCGACCUUGGCUCGACUGCAGACAUCUUGUCCGUUGGUGCCAACUCGGCCUCGCCCAUCAUUGCAUGGACUGACAAGGCCCACUCGACUCUCAAGGUCAACGUCAUUGGCUCCAAAGCUGUGUCUACUUUCGACAUUGAUGCCGAUCAAACUGUUUUGGAUCUCUCUCUACAUGCUCCUUACCACGUCAACUCUCGCCCUCAUUUCUUGGUCCACUACGAAACGAGCUCCCAGAACUGGGCUGACGUCUACCAUGUCGAUCUGGUCAAGUCUACUGUGUCCAAGGCUUACUCGCUUCCCAAACUGUCAGGCAAUGCCGCCUUCUCUGUCAGCACCUCUGAAGCCAAUGUCUACUUUACCCGCAUCUCCGAAUCCGAGGUAACAGUUGUGUCGUCUGCUUCGCACGGUGUUCUUGCCCGAUGGCCAUUGAAGGGUGCCGCUGGCAUUACCCUGCAAGGCGAUCACGCUCCUAUUCACGCCGUCUCUGAAGUUUCUGUCAAGGCUGACAUCGUCUCUGCUGUGCGCUCCGCCGUCUACCUGGCAUCUGGCGAGUGGGUUCUUAUCCGCGACGGAACCCCUGUUUGGGAGAGACCCGAAGCUCUCAGCAGCAUCAAGUCUGCAGUCUGGGCAUACCUAUCCGCUCCUGAAGGUCUUGUCCAUGAGCUCGAGAUUGAGGGUCACUCCAACCCUGUGCAAGCCUAUGUCCACAGAGUCAAGAGACAUAUCGCAGCUUUGAACUCUCUCCCAGCAUAUCUCACAGCACUGCCUGGUCGCAUGGCAAACAGUGUUGGCCUCGGAAAAUCCGAUGCUGAUGUAGAUGCGACGAACACCUUUGGCUUCCACAAGAGAAUUGUCUGCGCUACCGAGAGUGGUCGCUUGGUUGCACUUGACGCGAGCGGCAAUGGUAACACGAUUUGGAGUGUGAAGAUUGCCGACAGUGCAGCUACUUCUCCUUGGAGUUCUCCUAAGCUUGAUGCACGCCCAGAUGGCACAAUCGUCGCAAGUAGUACCGAUGGCACUCAGCACAGACUCUUCAACGCAUCAAACGGUGUCGAGAUGACCUACACCGGUUCGGCACUGUCGUCAGGAUUGAAUCCUGUUGCCAAAUAUGCCUAUGGGGUAGAGGAAGGCAAGGUCGUAGGUGGUCCGAUCGCUAAGGCUGCAUCAUGGAGAUUCUCGCCCGGUAACGGAGAGAAAGUCUACAGCCUGACCUCUCGCCCACUUGACGACCCUGUGGCCUCUAUCGGAAAAGUUCUCGGUGACCGUAAGGUUCUUUACAAGUACCUCAACCCCAACACUCUUCUCGUCAUUACUGCCUCCGAAGUGACACUGUCGGCUACUGUCAGUGUGCUUGAUGCGUUGUCAGGAUCUGUUCUCUAUGUUGCUUCGCACCAGGGCGUUGACGCAACUCUGCCCAUCGCCUCAACUAUGUCUGAAAACUGGUUUGCUUAUUCAUUCGCCUCGCAGCCAACAGCGGAUGGCGUCAAGGGCUACCAGCUGGUCAUUGGCGAGAUGUUCGAGUCACCGUUCUCGAACGACAGGGGACCACAAUCUGCUGUCAAGAACUUGACAGAGGUUGACUACAGCUACCAGCCUCACGUAGUUUCUCAGUCUUACCGCAUUCGCGAGCCAAUUUCCAAGCUGGCAGUCACACAGACCAGACAAGGUAUCACAUCAAGAGCAUUGUUGGCUGUGCUGCCCGAAUCCAACGCAGUAGUUGGUAUCCCUCGCCAAGUCAUCGACCCUCGUAGACCCGUUGGAAGGGAGUCCACCAAGGACGAGAUGAUGGAGGGUCUGAUGAAAUACACCCCGGUCCUUGAGUUUGACCCCAAGUGGUACCUCAACCACCAACGCGAGAUCUACGGCGUUGAGACCAUCACAACCAGCCCAGCGGUACUGGAAAGUACUAGUUUGGUCUUUGCUUAUGGUCUCGACGUGUUCAGCACCAGGAUCAGCCCGAGUUUCUCAUUCGACAUUCUCGGCAAGGAUUUCAACAAGUUGCAAAUGCUGGCAACAGUAGCUGCGCUUGCUGUGGCCACUGUCGCCGCUGCACCUCUGCAGAUCAACACGAGAUGGCAAUUCCUGUAG
Molecule: messenger RNA, 2781 nt
Organism: Aureobasidium namibiae CBS 147.97
Lineage: Eukaryota; Fungi; Ascomycota; Dothideomycetes; Dothideales; Saccotheciaceae
Product: DUF1620-domain-containing protein
Exons: 2
Coding region: 1-2781 (926 amino acids)
Biological process (GO): protein folding in endoplasmic reticulum
Cellular component (GO): EMC complex
Molecular function (GO): protein binding
Source: RefSeq, a predicted model, not a curated record